GACCUGAUGGAGCACAAUCACGGUGGACCCGAUCAGGAGGUCCAAUACCACGAAGGUAUGGUGUCGACACUUCACACACUUCCUGGGUGUAGGAUGGACUCCGUUCCUGAGAUUUUCCCGAACGGAGACUGCGAGUUCGGCAUGGGAUGUGGAGUGCAAACCGAACGUCCAGGCACCACUACCCAGAAAGUUCCGAGUGGCAACCGGUUCAACUAUGAGAAAGGAGGGAUUCACGUGAUGUCUUUUGAAGCCUAUGGGGAUGAAGAGACCGGUGCGCCACCCGCGAUCAAGAUGUGGUGGAUUCCACGCAAGAUCGCUGAUACAUUCUCGGAAAAAGAAAAGCAAGACGGCAAGUUCUGGGAACAACGGCUCUACGGAACUGGACCGGGAGCCUCUUCUUCCGGAGAACACCAACAAGGAGAACCUCAACAAGACAAGCCGUCCUCUGCAGAAGGGGUCUCGUCCUCUUCUUCUUCCUCUUCUUCUGGAGCAGCAGCAGGAGGAGACUUGGAGAAGCCUUACGUGGUUUUUCCUAUGGGCACGGACAACUGUCCGUUAAAGGAAUUUUGGGGUGACCAAACUGUAAUCAUCAAUACUGAUUUUUGUGGUUCUAUGGCAGGGAAUACCUGGAAGGCUCAGUCUCCGGAGCCGGGUGCUGGGAUGAAGGAGUGCCAGAAGGCAGUCGGAAGUGACGAUUACGCAAAGGAGUGGGACGAUCAAGACGACGCGUUACUCAGUUCUUUGUCCAGCAAAUGGAUUUUUCGGUCAUUGAGAGUGUUCAACCUCGAAGGGCAAGGACGACCCUAUCCGCGUCCUGAUGUUCCAGAAGCGAUAAUCGUCUAAAUCUGGUCAAUCUAGGACAACUUCUAAUUAAGUCUUGUAUACCCCAUGAUUGGGUACACUACUAGCAGCUACUACUACUUCCAAUACUACUACUUCUACUAGUCCUGGUACUGUUAGAAUAUGAAGUUGUGAGGAUAGCAGGGCGUUCUUGUUCUUACCAAUGCAGAACUUUCAGUGAGCAUGUAAAGGAGGACUAAGGAAGGAUGAUCAUGUUCAAGGCUGUCCUUGUCCUUGUCCUUCGGGCUUUGUCCACCUACUCAGUAGCUGUUCAACCGCAAAGGACAAGGACAGCCCUUUCCGCAUCUGACUGGUGUCAGAUGAAGUUGUAGGGAAGGUCUUAGGGUGAGGGUGUGUGUUGUACUUACCCAAAAAUUGGCUAUGACUACAUUUUUAGCAUCCAUGUUGGGGUAGGAAUACGUCACUCGGAGCUGGGAGUGGAAUUUUCUACUUCAGAUUUUUCUACUUCAUCGCUUCAACUACAACCUGUA
Molecule: messenger RNA, 1331 nt
Organism: Amoebophrya sp. A25
Lineage: Eukaryota; Dinophyceae; Syndiniales; Amoebophryaceae
Source: the annotation of a GenBank genome assembly